GCGGGAACCGCCCCAAUUGGCGACGGCCGGGCAGAACCUCCUAUAUAAGGGGCUAAUUGAACACUUUAAGUUAGUUCAUGUACCUAUUUGACCCUUUAGCCUUUUUUUUUAUGAAAUACGGAGUAUCUUUCUACAUCUAUUAGAGCAUCUGCUCCUGUAACAAAAUGGGAGAAGGCUCAAAAAGGACAUCAAGAUUAUUUACAAAGUUCUUAUUGGACACUUAACUUUUUAUUGGACCAAUUUAACACAUAAACACAUCAUUUGAGCAAUAUAUGGCCACUCACUAACGUCUCCUUUCAAUCCCAACGUCAAGCCAUCAAGAAUCACCGUUUCCACUCCUGAAGCUAAAACGAGACCCAAGGAUUCGCUCCUAUAGAUGUUGAAUCCAUUCACAUCUCCAUUAUGCUCUUUCUGUGAUUCACAAACCCUUGAUUUCUUGCAAUUGCAUUCUUGGAAUAGAUCCAAAUCCUGCUCCUGACUAUUGUCGUUGUUUGAGAAGAAGGUGAAUAUAUCCCCAGCCAUACUCGUUGAGUGUUGACAUCCUCCAUGUAGGUCAACUGGUCAAGAACGCUCAUUCGCCGCCGGUAGAAUGAAUUCACUCGGAUAAUAUUUUCCUUCUGUGAGUUGUAUACUCCGCCCGGAUUCAUCCGGUAAUGGGUGAAAAUCCUCUUAGCACAGAAGAUGACCUUGAUGUCAGAUGUGCUUGUCAAGGCUUGGAUUCAUAUGGAAGAAGUUUAGUAGAUUAGAGGAGCAAAACGCGAUUACCCGAGUGGCGAGCAACUUCCGUCCUGCUGACAGCUUUGGAAAGGUGGCAUAUUUAUACUGCACAGAUCUCAAAGAUGACGGUUUGUUGAGAAGAAUGAAGAAUCCAUGGCUUGAAGGGUUAAAUUCGCCGGAGCCCCACAACCAAAAUCACCUACAUUCUAGCAGACAAGAGCCUGAUAUAUAUGAAACCAAAUUUCUUUUCACAAUUAGAGAGAUGCAUAACAAAAAAAAAGUUACACUCAUGUUGAAUGAUAAAGAUCAGACCAGAAGACGGGGCCGGUAUAGGUGGCCUGGAGCGAGAAGGGGAGACGGAAAAGCUGAUAGGGAAACACCGUUAAACUGGAAUUUUAUUGGGUGGCCAAAAGUUUCCCAAAUAAGUGACUUAUGUAUUUAUUUGAUCCUUUUAAAAGUUGAGUGUCCAAUUUGAACUUGGUGAACCAAGUUGGUGUCAUUUUUGAGUCUUCUCCCGUGACAAAAUCUUGAUUGAGAUGAGUUUGAAAUUCAAUUCAAAAUGCCUUAAAUUUCAUAGGGUUUCUUUUCCCAAAACAAAAAGUCCAAGAAUUUAUCUUAUCUGAAUUCUACAGACCCACAAACUUAUGAGGAGGCCACAGAAGGAUUACAAUGAUGAACACAACCAUGUUCAAUUCAAUCCAACUCAAAAAACCCUUUCUAAUCGUUUCCAAACAACACUCCUCCCUCACUUUCUCCUUCAAUCCCUUACAUUCCCUAUCUUCUAAACCCUCAUUCUUUCCUAAAAGAGCACUUCGAUGGAGCAUCAGAUCCUUCGCCGCGGAGUACGAAAUCGAUAUGGUGAGGAACAAACAAGGGGUUUACACAGCCAAGUCCAAGAAAGUUGUGGUUUUGUGGGACUUAGACAACAAGCCGCCGAGGGGACCGCCGUACCAGGCGGCGGUUGAACUGAAGAGGGUUGCUCAGAAAUUCGGGGAAGUCGUGCACAUGUCAGCCUACGCCAACCGCCACGCUUUCUCCUACCUUCCCCGAUGGGUUGUUGACCAGCGCCGCGAACGGCGGCGCCUGGAUAUUCUCGAGCGUAAGGGGGGUCUGACCCCGCCAGAGCCUUACGUAUGCUCCGUCUGUGGCCGGAAAUGUAAGACCAAUUUAGACCUGAAGAAGCACUUCAAGCAGCUGCACGAGAGAGAGAGGCAGAAGAAGCUGAACCGGAUGACCUCACUGAAAGGGAAAAAGCGGCAGCGGUACAAGGAAAGGUUUAUAGACGGGAACCAGAAGUAUGUUGAGGCUGCUAGGAGCUUGAUAACCCCAAAAGUAGGGUAUGGUCUUGGAUCAGAUCUGAAGCGAGCCGGGGUGUUUGUGAAGACGGUGGCAGAUAAGCCACAGGCGGCGGAUUUAGCAUUGAAACAACAAAUGCAGCAUUCACUGAGCAGAGGGGUUGAUUGGGUCUUCUUGGUUUCGGAUGAUUCUGAUUUUUCUGAGAUGUUGAGGAAGGCUGGGCAGGCGAAUUUGGGGACAGCAGUAGCAGGAGAUUCGGACAGUGCAUUGGGGAGGCAUGCUGAUUUGUGGGUUCCAUGGAUUAGAGUCGAAAAGGGAGAUAUAACUGAGAAUGAUUUGGUGCUAAAAAGAAAGGAGAACUCUUGGGCGUGGAGUAGUAAUCGCAAGGUUUCUGUCAGCCAGUUUGAUGGUGGGGAGGAAGAAGUUAGGGAUGGUCUUGUUGAAAGAAGGCAACUUAGUGACUUGCAAAGUUCAGCUUUUUGUGAAGCAGAUGAUUUAGAUGUUUGGGAAGAGUGUGAUGAUGACUCAAUAUAUGGUUCUGAUGAUGAUGAUGAUCAUGAAGACUUCAUAUAGUUUCGUCCCUAAGUCAGUGGAACAACUUCUGUGAAAAAGACUAAGCUUUGAUGCAAUUCUAUUGUUAACUGAAAUUGGGUCCAAAAGUGUGAGUGAGUGCACCCCUCUUGCUUGAUCAAGACCCUGGACAAAAUUGUAACAAUUGGAUGGUCCAUGCUGAUGCUUACUUCUUGGCACGUUGGAGAGACUCCAGGUAGAUGAUUUGUUUCUGUAAAUCCGUAACUAUGAUGGAUCUGUUGUAUCGCCUAUCACUCAAGAAAUCAUCAAUUUAAGUUUGAUUUUGGCUAUCUUUCUCUUUCGGAAAAGACCAUGCAAUGUUUGCAUCAAUAUGAUUGCUCUGCGC
This is a messenger RNA of Cuscuta epithymum, 2929 nucleotides long. Lineage: Eukaryota; Viridiplantae; Streptophyta; Magnoliopsida; Solanales; Convolvulaceae. The record is from the annotation of a GenBank genome assembly.